Rhopalosiphum maidis (corn leaf aphid) is the source of this 2314-nucleotide messenger RNA. RefSeq lists its product as uncharacterized. The record is from RefSeq and is a predicted model, not a curated record. Lineage: Eukaryota; Metazoa; Arthropoda; Insecta; Hemiptera; Aphididae. The transcript is spliced from 3 exons. Bases 158 to 1672 code for a protein of 504 amino acids.
CCGGGCGGAUCGUGACAGUCCCGGAACAAACGUCGAGCACACGACACGUCGCCACUGGCGCGAUCACGAUACCAAUAAGAAGCAAAAAAAUAUUUACACGGCGGCUAGAAGAGACGGCAAUAUUUACGAAAAAAAUAAUAUAACCGAAAAGCGAACCAUGAACUUGUUCACCACUUUAUACGUGGCUAUCGUGGCGACCGUGGUAGCGUGCUUAGCGUGGCCCGCCACGGCUCAAGUGCAUAACAUGAACCGGUACGGCAAACAGCAGUUGACCCAAAAACAAUAUCGAUACGGCAACCCAACAUGGGCGAACGGAAUUAAUCGGGCUGGUGGUUGGGCACCAUCGUCAUACGGAAACAUGAUGAGGCAUUAUCCGGUGUCGAUGGCCCGAUACGGAGCGAUAAUGGGUGGCGGUAGACAAACGCUAUCGCCGGACGACUAUUACGAUAGCGAAGUCAGAUCGGUCGCAUACGAUCCAAGCCCUAGACGGUACGACCGAUUGGACUACGCUGUAGUCAGGUACCCGAGUUACGGUGUUGGUUACGGUGGUUACGGUUAUUACCCGGUAGCCAGCCUGGCAGCGCCGGGCGGUGGCAGCGGCGUUGCCGUCGAUGACGAUCUGUUGUAUGACGACGACGAUGACGACCGUGACCGCGACCGCGAUGACGACGACAGUGACGAUUCGUUGUUUGGAGAUCGGACCGGACAAAUGGCCGCGGCAACGAUCAACAGGUAUGAGUCUCCCACUUCGAGAUAUCCGAUGACGGACAAGAUACACAAUUUCCGGAAAGUGUUCAUGUCAAACCUCGUGUCACCGUCAAACGCGUUCAAGUCACCCAAAGAACGGCAGCUGUAUGAUUUUUGGGAAUCCUUGAUCAACGGCGACCUGGAUGACAUGCAGCAAACCGACGACACCGUCGGGCAACAACGCCUGGACCGUCAACAGCAUCAGUCGCCACUGGACUAUGGGUCCCCCAGUUCGUUGUUGUAUCAACACUUGCCACCGAUAUUUCUCAAGCUGCAGCAACAGCAACAGCAGAAACAGAAAUUACAGAAUCAACAGCACUUACUAAAACAGCACUACAAAUCGGUUGACGAACAGACACCUCCACCGCCACCAUCUCCGCCUUCAUCAUCGUACUCGGCUCUGUCGUCGCCAUUGCAGACCGUACAACGCGGGAAUUUCUACAAACAGUGGGCGAACGGAUCGCCACUCAUCAAGAGAUCUUCGGUCGGUGGAAUCCAACGGGCUAUAUCACCAUUAUCGUCUCUAUCAUCGUCAUCAUUAUCAUCAUCCACUUUGGACAACGACGACGUACGGCAGUUGCAAGAGCUUAAAUCUAACAACAGCGCUAUCAAUACGACAGCUACGGCGACAACAAUGACCACAUCGACCACAACAACCACUACCAUGGUCGCCGGUACGAGUACCUUGGGUGCACCAUCGCUACCCAUGGCGGACGGAGGGCAGAGAGAGUUUGUGCUGCCCAGACCGGCGGGCGAGAAAACGGAUUUAGAAAGUCUCUUGGAGGUAAUCGCCGAAGGUGGUCUUCGUGGAAACUACGGCGAUAACGGAAAUUUUCCUAAAGAUGCCAAAGUGAAUAAGAAAAGAUCGUUUGUAUCCGAUGAGACGUCACUAGCAGCUCAACUUGGUGCGCUUCGAAAAAAUUAAGAUGACAUUUCUGUAUGAAGAAUAAAAUUUGUUGAUUUCGUCAAACCGGAGUAUACUAAAAAACUAUAUGAUAAUAGUAGUGUAAAUAAUAAAUUUUCUUUUUUCAAUACGUUUGCUUACGUGUAAAUUCAAUUUCCUAAUCAUUCUUCUUUUUUAUUUACAUUUUUAAAAGCAUGUAUGCACUUUUUAAUUUUAUUCUUCUUAUCCGUUAAAAUACACUCAUUGUUGGAUACCACAUAAUAUUGUUUGUUUUAUUAACAUAAUUUCAUUAAGAGCGAAGACUGAAUGAAACGAUUCAUUGUACCUAUUAUAUGUGCAUUUAUAGUGUCUAUAAAAAAUACAAUACAAAUUAUCACCUGUAAGCAUAAUAGCCGGUGUGCUCCUUGUUUAAGUAUUAAUUUUACUCUAAAUAUUAUUAAUUAAAUUGCCGUUUACCACCUAUAUAUUAAUCCUAUUUAUAUUUUAUAUUGUCUUAAUACUUAACAUUUUGUAUGCUGCCCGUUCUUGCACUUUUAUGUAAUUCCCCUGUACAUAAUAUAAUUAUAAUUACCGUGAUUUGUUUGUAAGAUUUAAUAAUUAUUAAUUAUUAUUGGUACAAUUCAUUAAGUACUUAUACGUAAUAUAAUAUUGUAGUCAUGCAAG